AUGAUUUUUCUCGCCACCAUCUUUCUGUCAUUACUGUCUUUCACCAAAGCCUCCUCGACAUUUUCCCCAGCUCGCCCACCAGCACAGCCACUGGCUGUCAAAUCUCCCUACCUAAGUGCUUGGCAGAGUGCCGGAAGUGACGGUGGUAAUGGCGGCUAUCUUGCUGGUCAAUGGCCAACUUUUUGGGCUGGACAAAUCCUUGGAUGGACCGGGCUCAUCAAUGUCGAUGGUGCUACUUACUCUUGGAUGGGAGCUCCUCUCUACGUGCCAACCGUAGACCAAAUUUCUUACUCCUAUACCAGUACAUCCAGCGUAUAUGUUUUGUCUGUAGAAGGCAAAGUCCAGAUCACUGCAACUUUUCUAUCUCCAAUCACGCCUGAUGACUUCCAACGCCAAUCGCUCAUUUUCUCCUAUCUGAAUGUGGAGGUUGUAUCUUUGGACGGUGGCGAGCAUGACGUUCAACUAUAUACAGAUAUUUCCGCGGAAUGGGUUUCAGGUGACCGCAACACAAUUGCACAGUGGGACUAUGGCACCAGUGGAAGCCUCUCCUAUCACAAGGUCUACCGCCAGACGCAACUGGCAUUCUCAGAAAUCAGUGACCAGACAGAGUACGGAAACUGGUGGUAUUCUACGACUACAGACAAUGGCUACACUUACGAGGCCGGCAUCGACGUCGAUGUUCGUGCCCAAUUCGGCAACCACAGUACGUUGAGCGACAGUGUCAACACCGACUAUCGUGCUAUCAACAGCAACUGGCCUGUCUUUGCACACGCUUUCGACCUGGGUAGUGUGGGCACCAGAAGUACGAGCCGCUUAUUCUCCAUUGGCCUCACUCAAGAAGACGCUAUUCAGUAUGAUGGCGCAAAUGGCGUAGUGCCUUUGCCUUCAUUAUGGAAACAGUAUUUCGAUGAUGAAAUUUCGGCCGUCUCUUUCUUUCAGAAUGACUAUGAGACUGCUAGUGAAUUAUCGUCUGCCUUGGAUCGUCAAGUGCAAUCGGACUCUGCAGCAAUCAGCAAUGAUUAUGCCACUCUUACGACUCUUUCUCUGCGACAGGCCUAUGGUGCAACGCAGCUUGUUGGAACAAACGAAACGCAAUAUGUCUUUCUCAAGGAAAUAUCGUCUGACGGAAACGUCAAUACUGUCGAUGUCAUCUUUCCAGCCCACCCUGCAUACCUGUACACUAACCCUAGGUUUUUAAAAUUGUUGCUGGCGCCUCUUUUCGAGAAUCAAGAAGCUGGCCAGUACCCUAACAGAUGGUCGAUGCACGAUCUGGGCAGUCACUAUCCCAAUGCCACUGGUCACACUGAUGGCAACGAUGAACAAAUGCCUCUCGAGGAGUGCGGUGACAUGCUGAUCAUGUCCCUAGCUUACUACCUCGCGUCAAAGGACAUUGACUUCCUCAACUCCAACUACAAACUGCUGGACCAGUGGACUCAAUUCUUGGUCGACGAAGCGCUCUACCCGGCCAACCAAAUUUCAACUGAUGACUUUGCCGGAUCGCUUGCAAACCAAACCAACCUAGCCGUCAAAGGCAUGAUUGGUAUAAAAGCCAUGAGUGUCAUUGCUAGCGCUACGGGCGACAGCUCCAGCGCAUCCAACUACAGCUCUAUUGCAAGCGACUACAUCACGCAGUGGCAGACACUGGGCAUCAACAGUGCCGCAAACCCGCCGCAUGCCACUCUCGCCUACGGAUCUGACGAUACUUGGGGACUAUUAUACAACCUUUUCGGCGACAAGGAGCUUGGCUUGAACCUUGUCCCGCAGUCUGUUUACGACAUGCAAAGCGAUUUCUAUCAGACUGUGAAUGCUCAAUAUGGAGUGCCACUUGAUACUCGCCACUCCUAUACUAAAGCCGAUUGGGAAGCAUGGGUCGCAUCGAUUUCAAACGAGACCACUCGCGACAUGUUCUACAGCGAUCUCGCUAAAUGGAUCAAUGAAACUCCUACUAACCAUGCUCUUAGCGACCUGUAUGAUACCGUCAGCGGUGACUAUCCGGACGGUAUUUUUUUCAUCAACCGGCCUGUCAUGGGCGGUGUCUUUGCGCAGCUUGUUCUGGAUAUGGGGCUUUCCCCUUGA
Talaromyces atroroseus is the source of this 2076-nucleotide messenger RNA. RefSeq lists its product as hypothetical. The record is from RefSeq and is a predicted model, not a curated record. Gene Ontology annotation, biological process: carbohydrate metabolic process. The transcript is spliced from 5 exons. Bases 1 to 2076 code for a protein of 691 amino acids. Lineage: Eukaryota; Fungi; Ascomycota; Eurotiomycetes; Eurotiales; Trichocomaceae.